Molecule: messenger RNA, 2556 nt
Organism: Aspergillus bombycis
Lineage: Eukaryota; Fungi; Ascomycota; Eurotiomycetes; Eurotiales; Aspergillaceae
Product: putative MYB DNA binding protein (Tbf1)
Exons: 4
Coding region: 1-2556 (851 amino acids)
Biological process (GO): telomere maintenance via telomere lengthening
Molecular function (GO): double-stranded telomeric DNA binding; protein homodimerization activity
Source: RefSeq, a predicted model, not a curated record
AUGGUGAAUUCACAGGCUGUAAGGCCGUCUAUUGAUGGGAAGGACUCUUCUGAGCUUCCUCCAACUUCUAUCCCCCAGGAUGAGGAUCUUAAUGUCGCCCCGAAAAUGUCUCGCCCCCUUGAAGAAGACGACGGUGCCAUCUCUCCUCGAGCCUCCAAGAAGCCGCGCCUGAAGUCGGAACCAGGAGACCUCUCACUUCCACCACAACCGCCCACUAUCGUGGACCAAGGACCAGGAAAUCAGAUCGAAGAAGAGCUGGCCUCAGCCCUCGGCCCUAGUAUAGUCGACACGGUAGAACGCCAUGAUGACAAACCUACUACUAGUCACAUCGAGACACCCGCCGAAGGCACGGUGGCACCAGAACCCAACCAGGACAUUGAUACGGACAUAGCUACAGUAAUUUCAAGCAUUAUGAACCAUGCGGAACGCGUUGAGGAGCAAUGCGCUAUCGGACAGCAGCAACUAGCCGAUACUUCUGGCCAGUCGGCUCCAAAAGGAAUGGUGUUUGUCAAAGCAAAUUCCCACCUCAAAAUUCAAAGCUUGCCCAUUCUUGACAACCUGUCUACCCAAAUUCUAUCUCUGCUGGCAAAAUCUACCUACCAGGAUAUCACCUCCUUUGUCUCCGAGCCAGAUUCCGAGAAUGGACAGGCCUAUGCUACCAUGCGGUCGCUUUUCGACCACACCAAGAAAGUGUACUCGACCAAAAAGUCUUUCCUGUCUGCUACCGAACUUGAGCUCACAGAGUCUUCUCAAGUUGACAUCAUCAGGAAGGCCAACCUUGCCUCAUUUGUCUCCAGCAUCUUUGGAACACAAGAAAUUGGGUUUUCCGAGCUGAAUGAUAACUUCCUCGAUGUCUUUGUCCCGGAGGGUGGUCGUUUACUCAAAGUACAAGGGGCUCUCUUCCUAGAGCUGAAAACACAGGCGUUCAUUGCCUCAAUGAACAACACGGAACGAUCACGGACUGAGCUGCUGUACGACUUGUUUCCCGACGACUUAGAGCAGCGUCUACUUGAAAGGCGCCCAGGCACUCGUCAACUUGCCCCGAGCGAAACCGAUUUUGUGAAUCGCGCCAAGUCGCGCCGUGAUAUCCUCCUCAACGAUGUCAAUAACGAAGAAGCGAUGAAGGCCUUGCCCGACAAGUAUCACUGGGAAGAUUUUCUCAGGGAUCUUAGCUCCUAUGUCACAAAGAAUUUUGAUACGAUCAGUAAUCAGCAGUCGAAGAAGAUAGCUAAAGGACGCCAGCCAUCCUCUUCGAGUGGGGAUGCGCAAGAACCAAGCAACGCUCCCCUUCAAGGCCAAUUUCCAGUUGCUUCUCAGCCUCCCGACGUUCCUGUCGACAGAAACAUGCAUGGCGAUCUCGUUGCUCGUGCAGCUCGUGCAGCACAGAUUGCAUUGCAGGGCCAUGGGCUGAGACGCUCUCAACAGCAGUCACAGCAACAGCAGCAGCAGCAGCAGCAGCUACAGCAACAGCACCAUCACCAACAGCAACCUCAACAGCCCCAACAACAAACCCAGCCGCCGCCGCCCCAGCAGCCUCAACACCCAAUUCAACAACAGCAGCAACCCCAGCAGCAACAUGUACCUCAUCACCCAACCCAGCAAGGUGCGCAAAUUUAUCAUGGAUAUGCUCCUGCGCAACCAAGUGGCCAGCUUCCACCUCAGCAGAACCCUCAUCAUCAGCAGUAUCAGCCAAGUCCUACGCCACCAGGUUAUCAACCACAACCUACGCAGCCUACCUUUCAGCAGGGGCCAAUCCAGGCUAAUUUCCAACAAUACAACCAUGGCGCCCCAGUUUCCAUGCCUGGAAGGCCAAAUUCUGCCGCGGCCAAUCAUGGCUACAUGCCUGGCAUACCUCAUUAUUCGCAAUCUCAGCCGACCCAAGUUCUCUACGAGCGGGCUCGUAUGGCAGCAUCGGCGAAGUCAUCCCCCAGCAGCCGCAAGUCGGGCCUACCAAGCCAGCGUAGACCUUGGACAACAGAAGAGGAGAACGCAUUGAUGGCUGGCCUGGAUCGUGUCAAGGGGCCCCACUGGAGUCAGAUACUAGCUAUGUUUGGUCCAGGAGGUACUAUUAGUGAAGCACUAAAAGAUCGGAAUCAGGUUCAGCUCAAAGACAAGGCGCGCAAUCUGAAACUCUUCUUCCUUAAGAGUGGAAUCGAAGUUCCCUAUUACCUGAAGUUUGUUACUGGUGAAUUGAAAACUCGUGCGCCCGCCCAGGCUGCCAAGCGUGAAGCACGAGAGCGGCAAAAGAAGCAAGGAGAAGAAGACAAAGCUCAUGUCGAAGGAAUUAAAGGAAUGAUGGCCCUAGCUGGCGCACAUCCUCAGCCGGUUGCCUUAGGACACGGUCAUGACGGCAUGUCGGCGUCUCCCAGUUUACCACCUGAUGCCGGUGCUCAUGCCGCAUUCGAUCAAACUGCUGAGCAGAAUUUGAUGCAGACCCUUGGGCAGGAGGUGCAUGGAGAUCAGUUCGGACAGCACCAGCAUCACCAACAUCACCAGCACCAGCAUCACCCACACCAUCAGGAUCCUGUUGAUCCAAAUAUGCAUCUUGGGCAGUAG